Molecule: messenger RNA, 2907 nt
Organism: Vitrella brassicaformis
Lineage: Eukaryota; Vitrellaceae
Source: the annotation of a GenBank genome assembly
CAUCUCUUACCAUAGAUGAUGUCUGCUCCCAUUGCCCUGACCCUCAUGGAGCGCCUGCGGCUCAAAAAGCGCAAGGCCAAAACGGGGCCAGGGAUGGCGGCGGAUGAUGCACUGCCGACCUCUUCUCAGGACGAUGCGCCGCUGUUCGGCGAACCGUCAGUCGACACCGACGGAUUUCUCACGAGCAACAGCGUGUUGGGGCACUUCUGUGGCCGGGCCAGGGCUGCAUCUGCCGACCGCAGCUCGUCAGAUGAUGUCUGCGCGUGUCGCGAGAUACCGGUCAGCGGCAUAAGGAGAGAGGGCGGAAGGCUCUUAUUGUCUUGUGUGUGUCGUUUUGUCCAUCAGAAAGGCGUGUUUGCAGUGCAGAACGACACGAAAUCCUUCCGUAGAAUAGCGGUGAGUAUUGUGGCUCUCCCUUGCCAUGUAUUCUUUCCGUAUGUGUCAGUCGGUAUGUAUAUGUGUGUGUGUGUGUGUGUGUGAUGGAUUGGUGUGUGCACUGCAGUUGGUUUGCCGUCUGUGUCGUCGCCAGUGCCACCCGCCCUGCCAUCUCUACUGGAUGCCCAGGACACAGGUAAGUAGUGCCGUCACCCUCGCAACCCCACCCACCCACUCCCACACUACAGUGCAAUGAGUGCAGUGCCCUGUUUGUUCCGGAUGCGUGCAGCGGACUGCAGAUGAGGUCGUGAGGGCGGCGCAGGGCUUCACGUGCAUCCCCUGUCGUGCACUCUUUGCUGUGAGCAUUGCACCCAGGCACUUAAAUCCAGACGUCGACAGAAACGUCUUGUUGACCUCUGUUCUGUGUACGUGUCUGUAUCGUCUCAGGAUUUGUCGCAUCUGCCCGUGGCGCAGUGUAAGUACGUCGUCACCAACCCCCGCCAGGACGCUGCAUUCUCCAGGGAAAUCACAGACAUAGAGCGACCUGCCUCGGGUGCGCACAGAUACACAACAAGUUAACGACCACACUCUCUCUCUUUCCAUGUGUGUUUGUGUGUGUGUGUGUGUCCGUGGUGCUUGCCUGCAGCGGCCUCUCCCGCCGAUGGGGACCUGUGUGUGACGGUGCGGUACCUGCAGGUGGCGACAGUGCGGCCCGACACGGACGCGCAGAUGUUUGACGCCAAAUACGAGGCCGUCCACUUCCCUAGCCAGUCGGGCGCAAAAGUGGAGAUCACCGACAGCAAAGAUGUCAGUCGGGCAGAUCAGAUCGAUGCACACAGACAGACAGGGUGUGGGCAGGCAGAGACGCACAGACGCACAUGCGCUGAUCGAUUGUUCCUCCGUCGCGGCGUUUGCUGUUUGUUCAGAAGGUGGUGUUGUCGUAUGGAAAGAAUCCGUUCCAGCAGGUGAAGCCCCCGUCGGCCCCCAUCAACGCGCCCAUCCCUGCAGGAGCCAAAUUCGACCUCACUGCCACAGUAAAGACCGCCACUUCAUGGGUCUGUGUGUAGACGUACGAGUGUGUGUGUGUGUGCAUGUGCUGUUGGCAGUUCUCGCGCCACUGUCCCGACACGGUGCAGAAGCUGCGCAAGUGGCCGAUGUCUGCUCUAGUGGUCAUGGUCACCAAGCGCACAGCGCUAGCCGAUUUGCUGAAGCCCAUCCAGGACCACCACACCAUCCCUGCACACAUCUGUCGGCAGAAGGUCUCAAUACACACACACACACACACGCCCCCCACAUGGAUGGCGACACACACACAGGUGGAUGUCUCUGUCUCUGUGUGCUUGUGAGUGCAGAUGGUGGGUUUGUUGGGUGCCCAUAGUGCCAAUGAUGACGACGAUUGUGUGUGUGACAGCACCGACGGGGCGCUGUCCCUCAAGGUGCGUAUGCAUGAGUGUGUGCUGUGCAUGUCUGGAAUGCCACCCACGUCACUCCCCCACUUGUUCUCUGCUCUCCCUCAGUGCCCCAUAUCGCAGAUGAGGAUGGAGAUGCCCGCCAGGGGAUUCAGGUGCAGGUGGGUGAGGGCAGGAAAUUCGGUGUCCGUUCGUGUGUGUCAGUCAGUGUGUGCCUGUGUUUGCAUGUCAGGCAUCUGGAUUGCUUCGACUUCGUUAGCUACCUGCAUGCCAUGGUGCUCUCUACAGGACUCAAACCCAAGAAGUGAGUGACCCACUCACGGCAAAGCAGAAUGAAUGGGGGAAAGAGAGAGAGAUGCGUGUAUGUGGUCUGUGUGUGUUGUCUUUGCCAGGCGCAACACGUGCCCCAUCUGCUCGUGUCCCAUGCCGAUCUGGGAGGUCUACAUCGAUGGCUACGUCACGGACAUCCUAGCUGCCCUGCCCGAGGACGAAACCACCGCACACCAGGCACGCACGCACGUCCACCACCCUCCCACAGCCUAUCAUGUCUCCCCAUCCAUGCAUGUGUCUUGCUUUUGCAGGUGAUGUUCCGCCCGUCGGAUGCAUCCUGGUACCUGCCCACCGCCAACGCCAAUGCCCAGCCGGCCUCUGUCAACGUCGCUGCCAUGGCCCAGCAGCCCGGCCCCUCACCGGUCCCCGUGCAUCUGUCGCCCUCGCCCGAGAAGGACGGGGGCGACAGAGAUCCAUCGGUGAUUGACCUGACGAAAGGCAUGAUGACGCCGUGCCCCAAGAGGAACGGGCAGGCGGCCAAGGCCAGGCGGCUAAGAUGAAUAAGGGGCGGUGAGCUGGUUGGUCGGUGGGUGGGGUGUGAGGUGGGUUGGGGUGUAGAGGAGGGCCGUGCGUGUACAGUGUGACGGGGUCUGGAUGUACGAGGGGGGCUGUGAAUCAGUCAUUUGUGCACACUCGUGUGGACGCUUCGUGUGUGCGCAUGAUGUGCUGCAUGUGAGUGUCUGUGUGUUGCCUGACUGCUUGCUCGGUUGGCUGGUUCAUGGUCUGAUGGAUGGUGUCUGCACACCGGCAGCCGCCCACCCACAAUCUUCUUCUAAAAAAGAAAUACAUCCCA